Messenger RNA from Lycium ferocissimum, 1144 nucleotides. RefSeq lists its product as uncharacterized. Gene Ontology annotation, molecular function: chromatin binding. The transcript has 4 exons. Gene Ontology annotation, cellular component: nucleus. Gene Ontology annotation, biological process: mitotic G2 DNA damage checkpoint signaling. Lineage: Eukaryota; Viridiplantae; Streptophyta; Magnoliopsida; Solanales; Solanaceae. The coding region runs from base 80 to 982 and encodes 300 amino acids. The record is from RefSeq and is a predicted model, not a curated record.
UGAAGUGUCAUUUUCCCGGCAUAUAUCCCUCAGUAUUCCCCAAUACCUUUGACGGAAAAUAAUCUCCGGCGACAAAAGUAUGGCAACGGUGUUCAUCGCCGUUCAAUGUUGUGAGUGUUCCACCAUGCAGGUAAAGCAACAGAAGAAGAGUAGCAACAAAUGGACAUGUGUGGUUUGUAAUCAGAAACAGUCUGUUAGGAAAGUGUUUGCUCAGGGGUAUAAGGCUAAGGAAAUCCGCUUAUUUGUUCAGAAUUUCAAUAUGUCUCGCCAUCAAUUGCCCGUGCUAGGCAGGGAAUUAGAAACUGAAACCCUAGAUAUUGGAGAGAAUAAUCAAAGUCAUGCAAGUUCUAAGAGAACUGAUUGGACUCAGUACCUUGAUCCAGAAGAAAAUUCAAUUGAAAAGGAUGACAAUUCAGGAGAUGUAAUGGAUCCGAAGAUUGUGACGGAGUUACCCAAAGAGUUAUUCAGAAAGCCUAAGGUGAAGAACUAUUCUGCUGUUGCAGGUCAUUUCAAACCAGUUUUUUCAAAGCGAAAUGCCAGAAAACAAAGCAUUUCUCAAGGUCAAGGUUAUCGGAAUGCAGAAAACACAGGCGUGGAGGCAAGCAAACGUCAAGCAACAAUGGCAUCGGUGAUCUCCAAGUGGGGAGAUAAUAGAACAGCACCAUUAGACGUGUCUGUUCAGCCAGCAACAGACAGUGUUUGCAAAUUGAAUGAAGGCAUCAACCUAUAUGGCCAUGACAACUAUAUAAAUGAAGGAAAUCUUGGUUAUAGCAAGUCAGUAGAGAGAAGUCAGCCAAAUACGGCCAACAAAGUCUCCAAAUGGACUGAGUACAUAACUGAAGAUGAAGAUGAUUGUCACUUGCUGUUUGCAAGUGGGAGAGGAUCCACAUCUGAUGUCAACAAAUGGAGUGACAAUACCUUUGAGACCUCAUUGAAGGAUCAACGACUAGACGACGAAGAAAUCCACCCUGAUUUUCUCUAGACUCACAAGUUUGUGCACAAGGAGUAUUUUCGUUUGUUUUAGUGGAUUAUCUUUUACAACACAAUCUUAACGCAGUGGACAGUCAGACUUGUAAUACAGGGCAUAUUUUCACCCUGAAUUCAAUGUAAACAUUUGUAAUAAAAAGCACCAUAUCGGCUAGAA